This is a messenger RNA of Nicotiana tabacum (common tobacco), 431 nucleotides long. NCBI's taxonomy places the organism in Eukaryota, Viridiplantae, Streptophyta, Magnoliopsida, Solanales, Solanaceae. The record is from RefSeq and is a predicted model, not a curated record.
ACAAAUCUGUUUACAGUCGCAACUGUUGUUAUAGUCAACAGGGUUGAAACAUUCAAUAAAAACUUCGACCGUCACCUAUAUUUACGUCAUUGUUGAAUUGAUGGAGGGGGUAGAUAGUGAUUGCGAGGUGGUGGAAGAAGGAUGCAUGACUCCGAGGCGUGACACGUGUAGGAUAAUGGUGAAUUCUUUGUGCCCGCCGCCGCCGCCGAAAAAGAAACGAGUUUAUGUCAAACAACAGCGUCCUCCGCCUAAGGAAGGUUAUUUUCAACCACCUGAUCUUGAGCUUUUCUUUGCCAUUGUAAGGAGAGAGGCUUGUGCUUAAAUAUUGGUUCUUUAAUUAAAAAGAAGAAAAGAAAAAAAAAGGUAAACGGCUCGUUUUGGUACUCUUUUUGUAGUGUAUAUUGCAGCAAUAUGAAGGUAUAUAGAUAGUA